AAAUCAGAAUCUAAAUGUCACUUUUCAAAGUUUUCAUGUCCAAACACGCUUCCACCUCCUACCACCCAUUUCAGGAAUUUGUCAACCUCGCAUUUCACUAAUCACUUAUCACUAAUUCUAAUUAACAACCAAGUAACCAAUAACAAUAAUAUACCCUCCAUUAAACUAAUCAGAAAAAACAGGACAUAUACUCACUUUUUUUUUCCCCAUUUCUUUAUAUUCUUCCUACCCUCCAAUUAAGGAAUUUUUUUUUUUUAAUCUCAGAAUUUUGUUUUUCUUCCAUUGACUCUCUCUCUCUGUAUUUUUUGUCUUCCAUUGUUUUCUCUCUAAUCAAAGCUUCAACCUCUAAAAAAAAACAAUCUUUUUUUUUUAAAAAAUAAAAAAAUCAAAGCUUCAACAAUGGAUGCCGAAUUUUGGACCUCACGUCUUGCUGCCGCUAAACGUCAGUUUAAUUCACAGCACCACCAUCCCCAUAACUCAUCUCACCUUGAUCGGUUGAAUAUGGAUGAUUUUGAGCUUGAGGAUGAUGUACGACCUGAUGUUCCAUGCCCUUAUUGUUAUGAAGAUUUUGAUAUUGGUUCUCUUUGUAUUCAUUUAGAGGAUGAACACUCUUGUGAGUCUAGAGCUACGGUUUGUCCAAUUUGUUCUGUUAAAGUUGCACGAGAUAUGCUAAGUCAUAUCACACUGCAGCACGCACAUCUAUUCAAGUUACAGAGACGCCGUAGACUACGCAGAGUUGCAAUUCCAAAUAGCCAAGCACUGUCCCUGCUUGGCCGAGACCUUCGUGAAGCUCACUUGCAAGUACUUCUAGGUGGUGGUGGUGGAUUCCGGUCAAGUAGCUCACAUGCCUCUAAUGCUGCCAAUGAUCCAUUCCUCUCAUCCCUUGUAUUAAACUUCCCGGGAUCUGAGGUUGAUGAAAUCACGAAGUCAGUGGCAUCCACUAUCGAGGAUUCAACUCAGAAGAAUACCUCAACAACACGUUGUUGGAAACCAAGUUUUGAUUCUUCAUUAAGUUAUGAAGAAAGAGAGAAGAAGAUACAACAGGCAGCUGGUAGAGCUGGUUUUGUGCAAGAUCUGCUUUUCUGCACCCUCUUGGGCGAUUAAUGAACCGAUAAGUUAUCAAAAUAAAAGGUAACUGAGUUUUCGAGUCGCAAAAUGAGGGUAUAGUUGAGAGGGAUCGAUUGUAUGUCUUAUUUUCCUACACUUGCUGGCUACUAGAAUCUACAUGCAAUGAGAUUCUAUACUGUUUACUUAAACCGAGCCAGUGUUUGUACAUCGUAAUACCCCUUGAAGAAAAAGAAAUCGAAAUUGAAAUCUCAGCUACAUUUUGAAGAAACAAGGGUCUUUUUCAUGACUAUAGUUGUGAGGAAGGCUGAUAUGUACUUGUAAAUGUUGAAAGGUAAAAACAGUCUUUCAAGUGAGAAAUUGGAGGGUGUGCCUGCAUGCUUGUUUGCUUGCUUUUUUCUCCUUUGUUUUCCUGAGGAAAAGAACAGGAUAAAAGGAAACACCAAUGCUUGUAUUACGAUCACUAAUUGACUUGUACUUUCUUCCAUUUAUAGUAAAAUUGUAACUUUAUGGUGUA
Beta vulgaris subsp. vulgaris (sugar beet) is the source of this 1582-nucleotide messenger RNA. RefSeq names its product protein DEHYDRATION-INDUCED 19. The record is from RefSeq and is a predicted model, not a curated record. The transcript has 5 exons. NCBI's taxonomy places the organism in Eukaryota, Viridiplantae, Streptophyta, Magnoliopsida, Caryophyllales, Amaranthaceae. Bases 400 to 1104 code for a protein of 234 amino acids.